This is a messenger RNA of Trachymyrmex septentrionalis, 1082 nucleotides long. RefSeq names its product retinol dehydrogenase 11-like. Bases 1 to 993 code for a protein of 330 amino acids. The transcript is spliced from 6 exons. Lineage: Eukaryota; Metazoa; Arthropoda; Insecta; Hymenoptera; Formicidae. The record is from RefSeq and is a predicted model, not a curated record.
AUGUGGUUUCUUAAUAAAGAGUGUACGAGCAAAGUACGUCUUGACGGCAAAACUGUUGUGAUAACGGGAGCAAACAGUGGUAUCGGCAAAGAGACUGCUAGAAAUUUAUACGCGAGAGGUGCUAGAGUAAUUCUGGCUUGUAGAAAUAUGGAAAUGGCAAAUAAAGCAGUUGAAGAUAUAAAAAAUAAUCCACCCCCAAGAAUCAAUAAAGAUGAAUAUAAAAAUAACGCAGGUGAACUUGUGGUUUAUUCUCUGGAUCUAUGUAGCUUGAAGAGCGUAAGGGAUUGCGCAAAAAAUUUGCUGACGAACGAAGCAGCUAUUCAUAUACUUAUAAAUAAUGCGGGUAUAGCUGCUUACCCGUCAUACGAGAAAACAGAAGACGGAAAUGAAAUGACAUUACAAGUCAACUAUCUUGGUCAUUUUCUUUUGACACUUCUACUAUUGCCAAAGAUGCAGAAGUCAUCUCCCAAGUGCAGAAUAGUUAAUGUCUCAUCACUUGCACAUUUUUGGGCUGAUAUAGAUUUCGAUAAUAUUAAUUUGGAGAGAUCUUACGGGCCGAUCAAAAGUUAUGCACAAUCUAAAUUAGCGAAUAUUUUAUUCACCAAGGAACUCGCUCGUAAAUUAAAAGAAGCAGGUAUUCAUGGGAUAAACACAUAUUGUUUACAUCCUGGCAUGAUUCCGACCAGACUAUUCCGGUAUGGUGAUAGGGUAGUAUUUCCAGGUUUUACUUUCUGUUGUAAUAUGUUUACGCAAUUGUUUUAUAAAAAUGCUGAACAAGGAGCGCAAACAACAAUAUAUUGUUCUGUAGAUGAAAAGGUAGCCAAUGAGACCGGACUGUAUUAUUCAAAUUGCAAUGUUGUCACUCCAUAUCGAAUGGCAAAGAAUCCUCAAUACCCGGAAAAAUUGUGGAAUGUAUCCUGUCGUCUUUUACAUCUGGAUCCAGAAAAAGAUUUUACUACAAUUUUGGAAACCGUUUCGCGUCAAAUACAUUGAAAAUGCCCUUUAUUCUCAAGAGAAUCAUUGAGAAAAUUUAUAAUAAGUGCUUAUAUUUAUUUAAUCUUUAAUUCAUAAAACAUUUAAUA